CACACACACACACACACACACACACACACACACACACACACACACACACACACGCACACACACGCACACACACACACACACACACACACACACACACACACACACACACACACCUAAGCCGCAUGGCAGACGCUAUUAAUGGAGAUAAAUGCUAAAGUAAACAGAGGGUUUGUCUCCUCUGAAAGCCUCGCCGGACACUUCCUCUGGCUCCCGCGCUGCCGGUAGGACAUACCUGGUGUCAGCUCUAAGUGCAGCAGAGUCACUAGUGUAAAUAGAGCUGGCGACAGGACGGCGAUGCCUGAGGACGCGGCGGCCUGGACACUGGCUGCUCUGACAGGCGUCCGCGAUCGCUAUCACGGGCUUCCAAAGAUAGCAGCUCGGCUCGGCGGCUCUUCCCUGCGCUGUCAGCGCGCGAGCUUCCCCUAAAACAGCAAGGUCUCCAAUGGCAACCACUCAACAGGAGCAGAAAAUAGGUUGCCCUAAUGGCCUCCAUCAAGGAAGGUGCGACUAAAUUAUUUAGCGUUUAAUUAAAAUGGAUUUAAAGUGAUUCUUCUUGUGCGCGGUUUUUACUCCUAGAACGCCGAUCAAGUCAAACUUUAAAUGUUCCCAUAAAGAUACAGUUGUUCUUUCUUUAAUUGAUUGAUUCGACAAAUUUUUAUCAAAGUAAAAUAAAGGCUUCCCAAUUCAAGCAUUUUAUUUCUCAUCUCUGUUAUUGACACGGAUUUUUCAUGCUGUAAUAAAGUGCCUGAGUUUAUAACGGUUCCCUCCCAGACAGGCUUCGACACCCUGAGCUGCGUUUUAAAGGAAACAAAGGAGGGCAGCACUGCGUCUGUCAACACAGAGCAGCUGAUUGCGUAAAAUGUCUAUUUGGGUGGAGGUUUACGCACGGAUCAUUUGAUUUCCUCAUAAUGGAGCAAAGCCCUGCCCACCAGGCGGCGCUGCUCACUUGUCUGCGAUGAAAGUUUCCACUUUCUCGCAAAAAAGAGGGAUUUAUGUGAUGAACUGUUUUAUUGGUAAAUAGCGAGAUAAAAUCCAAGUUAAAUUAAGAAUAUAACAUUUGACACUGAUAAAUAUAAAAUAAUUGUGUGAAGCCAUCAAAUCAAUCAUAGCUUUAGUGUUUAGUUUUAGCUGCGACGCUAAAAGUCUGUUUUAUGAGCGAUUGUGCGUUUUUACGCACGUCUUGUGAAUUAAACGCAAAUAAUUUAAUUAAAAGCCUCCACGCAAUACAUGCAUGUUCUUAUUCAAAAUUGAAAUAUUUGUUUCUCUUUGUUCUUUCAGAAGGAAAGAAAUAGAUAAAGAUAAGAAAAAGUAUAUUUAAAAAAGAAAAUAAUCUUGUUUCUUGUGUUGUCGUGUAUGGGCGGCGCGAAGGAGGGACCAGACAGACCAAACAGCCAUAUCGAGUCUUAACUGCAGCCGCUGAGAGGAUAGUAAACGUGCUGCAGAUCUUCGUGGAGACAGCUCAUUAAAACAUUACUUAGUUCAUGAACCGCAAUUAAAUUAGAGUGGAGAGCUUGGCUCUUUGAUUUUUCUUCCAUGCGCAGCGCACACCGGCAUACGGAAACACACGUGCGCUUAUUGCCAAUCAUGAAAUUAAGCUUCUCGCCCUUUUAUAUAAAAGAUAUACUCGCGAGACGUGAUGCCAAAGGGAAUCCCAGCGCCAUUGACGCACAGGAGCUCUGCGCGCCUUCACGCAAUUUACGCACCGGCUGUGAGAGCAGCAUCCAUCCGACUGGACUUUCUCCUGAUUUACGAGCGCUUCAUGGGAGCUUCAGAGCGUAUACAUGCGAGGGGAAUGGAAGAGGAGAGGAGACACUCGGAGGAGACCAGAUAAUGGAACGCGGCCCGCUGCAGAAAAAACUGGUGGAUGCAGAGAUAGGUGGAUGCUUCCGCAGCGAGGAGACGCUCAGGUGCGCAGUGGGGGAGCGCCACUGCAGCGCGGGAACAAAGAAGCGCUCCAGAGCGGCUUUCUCUCACGCGCAGGUCCACGAGCUGGAGCGCCGCUUCAGCGUCCAUCGGUACCUCUCUGGUCCAGAGCGGGCCGACCUGGCGGGAGCCCUGAAGCUCACCGAGACCCAGGUGAAAAUCUGGUUUCAGAACCGGAGAUAUAAAACCAAACGGCGCCAGAUGGUGACCGAGAUGAGCUCACCAAAAACAGUGGCCGUAAAGGUUCUGGUGAGGGGAGAACCAAAGCAGAACCAGCAGCUCAGUGGACACCCUUUGACUGGGUCACUGUUCCAGAACCACCAGUACCACCAGUACCACCCCUACCUGUGCUACUAUUACCAGCCCUGGAGCAGAGGAAGCUUCUGAAGUCUCCAAAACAUUUAAUGUAAUUAGUUUCUUUUAGUUCAUCCAGCCAAUCAGCGAGCUCAGAACAAAACAGGACAAAACACCCUUAAGUUGGUAAACUCAAAGAAAACAAAGAUAAAUUGUUAAAUGAUAAAAUCUGGUUUUCUGCACAAUUUUUUGCUCCAUCUUGAAUUUUUGUUUUAAUCAAACCAUUUGCAGUUUUCUUGGAGAAUAAUUUAAAAUAAACUUUGUUGGUUUUAUUUUGAAAUACCUAAGAAGUCAGAAUCUAACCAUUUUGGGUUAGAGGUCAUAAGGUGAAGAGUUGUGUGUGUGUUUUCGUUUUUUGGGAGGAAACUCUGACCUGAGAAAGCCAUGAGAGUUCACCUUCAAGCCUCUUAAUAAUUUACAAAAUGAUGAUGGCUUAAUUGCAUUUCAUCACCUUGUUGAACAUUAAAAUCUCCUGAAACUCACUUCACUGUGUGUAACAAAAACCCAAACACAGAGAUUUCUGUUCUGAGAUAUUAUACAAAAAUAAUAAAUAUAAAUAAUAAUGAUUCUGUAUUUUUACAGUCCACCUUGAACCUCCAGGAAUCCUGAAAAUUCUGAGCAAAUCUUAAAUUCAAAGAAUGCAUUUUUUUACUCAUUUAUUGAUGAUUUAUUGGCAUCACCUUCAUUUUUAAUAAAUAUUUAUUGUUAUUUUCUUUUUCCAAGUCCUAAAAACAAACAUGUUUAUGAAAAACGUCCUCCUGUGAGAGGCUGUUGUUUUAUAUAAAUGUGUGUUUUGUGCACACGCCUGCUGCGUUUGUGUGCUGCAUGAGUCAGAGGGGAUCAAUGGACCAUGGAGAUGUUAGCAUGGCUGCACAUGUGAGAAAGAACACAUUCAUCAUCAUUUACUGACAAGACCACUCCUUUGACUGGAAGGAUUUCACACAAUGACCACAACUGAUAUGGAAAUAAAAACACAAAUGUGACACAA
Messenger RNA from Nothobranchius furzeri (turquoise killifish), 3265 nucleotides. It is a transcript of the gene nkx3.3, whose product is annotated as NK3 homeobox 3. Lineage: Eukaryota; Metazoa; Chordata; Actinopteri; Cyprinodontiformes; Nothobranchiidae. The record is from RefSeq and is a predicted model, not a curated record. Gene Ontology annotation, cellular component: nucleus. Gene Ontology annotation, biological process: cell differentiation; regulation of transcription by RNA polymerase II. Gene Ontology annotation, molecular function: RNA polymerase II cis-regulatory region sequence-specific DNA binding; DNA-binding transcription factor activity, RNA polymerase II-specific.